Molecule: messenger RNA, 742 nt
Organism: Owenia fusiformis
Lineage: Eukaryota; Metazoa; Annelida; Polychaeta; Sabellida; Oweniidae
Source: the annotation of a GenBank genome assembly
CAACAAUGGCAGAUGUCCAGCAGGCCAACAGCGGAAUCAGGAUUGCACAGCAUGUGAAUGUCCCAUGACAACAAGACAAAUCACUGUGUACAAUUCAAAACGUGUCCCUCUAGCUGGGGUUAGGGUAGCCUUAAAAGACCUAGAGUAUGAGAUUAUUGGGUUGACUGAUACAUCAGGGGCUCUCAAACUGCCAGGACUUUGUAAAAAUGCUGAACUUGUGAGUGAGAAAGAGAAAUAUAUGACUAAUGUCACUUCUAUUGGUGCUGAUGGUGGAACACCCUUUGAGAUCAUAAUGCAAGCAUUAGAGGGAAUAGAAGUCACACGUCAUCCUUUGAGUAAAGUUGCCCUUGUGGGGGACGAUGUUAACUUUACAUGUAAAGGUAUUGGUAAACCACCCCCAGAUACAUACACAUGGUAUAAGAAUGGCAAAGAAAUGACAUCAACUGGAAGUAACACAAACACACUUAUCAUACAAUCUGUGACAACCAAUGACAGUGCUUCCUACAUGUGUCUAGCACAGUCUGACUUUAGUGUUGCCUACUCUAAUCCUGCUACACUCCUUGUCAAAGACGAUGGCGACAGUUUUUGUGAUCCUGUUCCGAUAUCACAUCUCAAACCACUUCCGAAGAACUGUCCACAAAAUGGAGAAACACCCUACCACUAUGAUGUUAAGAAAUGUCGUGGUAACGCAUGUAUAAAGCAAACUGUUACAAACAAGGAAGAAUAUUGCUGUGGACCAAUC